Molecule: messenger RNA, 578 nt
Organism: Pseudo-nitzschia multistriata
Lineage: Eukaryota; Bacillariophyta; Bacillariophyceae; Bacillariales; Bacillariaceae
Source: the annotation of a GenBank genome assembly
CGCAUCGCAACAGCAACAGCAAUAUCAAUAUCAAUAACAACAACGAUCCCUCACACACGCACCAUGGACCUCGUCGAAGCGGAUCUCACACCGGGACAGGACUGGAGAGAGUCUCUGAACGCAACCUGCAACCGCCUUUCCACCCAGUACAUCAACCUCCUGCGCGCCGCCUCGUCGGUCUCGGCUCUCGAAAAGGGCGGCGGCAGCGGGAGCAACAACGCCCACGAUCCAAGGGCCGGAACCGGAAAGAUGAUGUCCCUCCAGGACCCGCCCCCUCCGUCUCUGGCCGCCGAGAUUGCCUCGAGCUCCUUGCAGUGCCAGCUGGCGGCGGAAAACAUCUGCGUGGCCUCCUCCCAGCUGCUCUCCCUCAUCCGGACCCUGCGGCUCAGCAUUUUGAUGAUGGACGAGGAAGCCAUUGCGGCGGAAGAAGAGCUGCAGGUCUUGGAGGUGGARAAGAUCACGACCGAGGCACAGCACCAGGCGAACCAGCUGGAAAAGGAAUGGAUGCAGCUCCGGAAUUCGGAGUGAAUYGCAUUCGGAUAUACGCGUCGGGCCAACGAUAAAGCCAAASGAACGAG